Molecule: messenger RNA, 3607 nt
Organism: Sardina pilchardus (European sardine)
Lineage: Eukaryota; Metazoa; Chordata; Actinopteri; Clupeiformes; Clupeidae
Gene: dusp4
Product: dual specificity phosphatase 4
Exons: 4
Coding region: 77-1285 (402 amino acids)
Biological process (GO): endoderm formation; negative regulation of MAPK cascade; protein dephosphorylation
Cellular component (GO): nucleus; cytoplasm
Molecular function (GO): MAP kinase tyrosine phosphatase activity; MAP kinase tyrosine/serine/threonine phosphatase activity; protein tyrosine/threonine phosphatase activity
Source: RefSeq, a predicted model, not a curated record
CUGGCCGUGAUAGUAGGCUAAUGCUCUCAGGAGGGUACAGAGCAACAUUAACUUACACGGGAGCUGCUUUGGAUUUAUGACUGUCUGCUUGCAUUCGCCGUGUGUUUUCAACGGACUAUCCCAAAUUCAGCUUUGUGUGGUAGCCCGAAGAGAAAAAAUGGUUACCAUGGAUGAACUUCGCGAAAUGGAGUGCAGCGUUUUGAAAAGGUUGCUGAAGGACGACAGCGCAAAAUGUCUGGUAUUGGACUGCAGAUCUUUUCUGGCAUACAGCGCCGGACAUAUCCGAAGCGCAGUAAACAUUCGCUGUAACACAAUCGUACGAAGACGGGCAAAGGGAUCGGUUAGUUUGGACCAAAUUCUGUCGGGGGACGAGGAAGCCCGAGGCAGAUUAAAAUCGGGACUGUAUUCUGCAGUUAUUUUGUACGACGAGAGGACACCGGACGCGGACACAAUAAAAGAAGACAGCACAAUCACACUAGUGCUUAAUGCGAUAUACAGGGACACCUUCGGAACUGAAGCAUAUCUCCUUAAAGGAGGCUUCGACAGAUUCUUCUCUCAGUAUCCUGACUUUUGUUUAAAAACCAAAUCAUUGCCGUCGUCAACCACCCCUCUGUCUGUCAUAGACUCCAGCUUUACCUCCUGUGGAACCCCUCAGCACGACCAGGGUGGUCCAGUGGAAAUCCUGCCGUUUCUGUUUCUCGGCAGUGCGUUACACGCUUCCAAGAAGGAUAUGUUGGACGGCAUGGGGAUUUCUGCUCUACUGAAUGUAUCGUCGAACUGUCCCAAUCAUUUUGAGGGCAUAUACCAGUACAAGUGCAUUCCCGUCGAGGACAACCAUAAAGAGGACAUCAGCUCAUGGUUUAUUGAAGCCAUUGAGUUUAUUGACUCGGUGAAGGACUCCAACGGGCGCGUGCUGGUGCACUGUCACGCGGGCAUCUCGCGCUCGGCCACCAUCUGCCUGGCGUACCUGAUGAUGAAGAAGCGCGUGCGGCUGGACGAUGCCUUCGAGUUCGUCAAGCAGCGGCGCAGCAUCAUCUCGCCCAACUUCAGCUUCAUGGGGCAGCUGCUGCAGUUCGAGUCGCAGGUCCUGGCCACCAGCUGCGCGGCCGAGGCGGCCAGCCCCGGCGCCACCACGCUGGGCUCCAAGUCUUCCUCGGUGCCCCCCUCGCCCACGUACAUCUUCAGCUUCCCGGUGUCGGUGGUGGCGGCGGCGGGCCACGGGCACGGGCAGCCCAGCAGCCUCUCCUACCUGCAGAACCCCAUCACCACGUCGCCCAGCUGCUGAUACAUGGAGCCCAGGCCGUGGCCUUAAGAGACCCACUUGCACAACAGAGACUUGCUUUGUUUUUUUAACCGCCCAAGGCUGGGAUGGGUUUCUGCGCUCUGCUGGUUGAGGUUGUCCCAAGAGGACAGACUGGUGUGAGGGCGGGGGGUUGAUGCAGAUUGUGUGUUGUAGGGGCAAUUUUUUUCUGUUUGUUUCUGGCCUCACAAUUGUCACGUAUAACCUGGACACAGAUCUGCUAGGAGGCGGAGCAGUCGAAAGACGAGCUCUCGUCCGCUGCACCCCCCCACCCCCCCCCACACACACACACACACCUGAAACCCCAGCUGCAGAAACCUGCUCCGGCUGGCUGCCACCGCCGCAGCGUUUUAUACACUGGACCGGACUUCCGAGGACGGACACGUUUGAACAUUAACAGUCAUGAAUCACAUCGCAGCCCGACGGGCCUAGCUCUCAUUUCCUAUGGUGGCUUCCGAACUCUGACACUGAUACUGCUGCUUGGUGAGAGGAGAGUGAGUGAAAACAAGAGAGUGAGAGAGAGAGAGAGAGAGAGAGAGAGAGAGAGAGAGAGAAGGAGGGAUGGAGGGAAAGAGGAGAAACGAGUGUGAGGACAUUAAUCCUCAGUGUAAACCCAGCAGUACUCUUGACUUCCUGAGGCAGUCCAGGAGGCCCCCUCAGCUCUGACAGGCGCUGCACCUUGCUCUCUGGGCUUCCUGUUUCCAACCGCUCUCCAUCUCCCCUCACACACACACACACACACACACACAUACACACACACAUAGACAUACACGCUCUCACACACAGUUGUUUCCACCGGGUGGGACUGCAUCAGAGAAUCCUUUACUAUAAGCUCAUUCAUUGUCACACUUAAACGUUGGAGCACAGGAGAAGAGGGUGAUGAAGAUGACGAAGAGUCGGGUUUCUCAGUGGCAGUGACGCUCGAAAACAAUAUGGCCGUCCCAAUCUCACUUUGCCGUGUCAGUUAGUCCUGACAAAUUUCCAACAGGACUUUUAGUUCACGGUCGAGUGUGCUACUAUACGAUACGUUUUUUGGCUGUGCCUUGAACCCAGAAGGUACUAGAAAGACUUUUCUGUUUGUUUAUUUUUUUGUUUGUUUGUUUGUUUGUUUGUUUAGAGCGCUUUUUUUGGAUCAUCCCUGCCCUUUUUAAUUUUUUUCCCUCCCUUUGCCAUUGUACACAUAUGGAUCCAUGGACCGAUCUUGAGACACUGCAUUUAAACUGCAAUAGAGACGCUAGGCUCCGUGUCUGUUUCCUCAUUGAGUAGAGCAAUAAUGUUUUCUUCUUUCUUCCCAGUUGCCACCAAAGCACUGCAGUGUUGUUUGUUUUUUUUUUCCUCCAUGAGUUUCUCUUUUUUGUCUUGAUGGUGUGUGUGAGUGUGUGUUAUUCACCUCCCUCAUUUUUCACAUCUCUUUGUUUAACUUAUGAUUUUUUUUUGUUCCUUGCUAAUUUAUACGCAAAAAAGCUCAGAAGUUAUUUCAGCUUUAUGCCUUAUUGAUGACUGUGGAGUUCUCAAAAAUAUAUAGGAAUGUUCUCCUGAGUCUGCGCACACUGUGGUGUUUCACCAUUUGAUUGCUCUGUCAAGAAGAGAGGUAGGGAAGCACGAUGUCGAGUUAUCAAUGUAACCACCGUAGACAACCUUGGAAGAGGAGCAAGAUUGGUAACCAUGCUCAAUUGAUAAGAGUCAACAUGACCUGUAGAACACAAUCACCAUAACCCAAAUACACUGUAACUCUGAGAAGAGACUCUGAGAUUUUGUUAUCAUCCAGAAACCAUUUUUUGUAAGACGACAGUGAAUUUAGACUCACGGCUCCAUGAAAAAAAAAUUGCAUUUCAAUCAUACUAUCUGCCUUUAAAAUACUAGCCAAAUUAUGUUGUCAUCAUUUUUACAAACCUUACCACCCUGGCUCUUGAGGGGUGGGGGGGGUAUGAGACUCAGCUUUCAUUUGGUUUAGAGAAUGUGGGCACCUUUUAUAGAGCACUUUUAAGUGAUGCAAUAUUGUGAUAUAUUUUGUUUUGAUUUUUUUUUUUUUUUUUUGCACAUUGGAAUAGGUGGUAUCUGAUAUUUCUAAUGCUCAUCCGUUAUACUGUUUAGAGUAGGUCAAUGAAAAUGAAAAUGUGUACAUUUUGUCAACAAUCACUGAAGAAUGCAAUACUUUUUAUCUGUUAAUUGAAAUGUUAUUGACUCUCUAAGGCAAUAUCAUUUGAGAAAGGUUGGAUUUGUAGAGAAUUCCUCUUGUUUUGAUGUAUGGUAUGUACAUUUUAUUUAUUUCUGCAGAUUCAUUGUUAAAUACAACAAUGUUCUUAA